GAGACUUCUUCAUUUUCAAAAACUCCUUGCACUGAAGCUUAUCGGUGCGCACCGCCUAUCUAUCGAUUGUUGAUAGUCACUCGAAGAAAAGACGCACAUUAAUUGAAUUUGUUUUCGGAAAAAUUUUGACAAAACUACGAAAUUCCGGGCCUGCACCAUGAUAACUGAGAAGGAACACCCGCUGGACAAUUGUCAGUUGUUUGUCCAGCUGAGGAAGUUCCUUCAUGAGUACGCCCAGAGCACCAAGAUCCUAAAUCACAUAAUUUACUGGAGUGGAAACGAGGAGCACAUUAAAAGCAUCUGCGACCACGUGGUGGGUCUACUUUUGGAGCACGAGCUAAUCCUACAGGUGCCCCAUGGCAAGCACCAAGAUCUGGUUGCCCGACCAAAUGGUCCAGCUGCAAUGAAUCACUUGCGUGGACUACUGGUAUACCUGGUGCUAAAUAGGGCCAACGAGCAGUUCUUGGGCGACUCCCAGUGGAGCGCCCAUGUCAUCCAUCUGUGCUACCAGCUGCCAGCUAUUCCACAGUUAAUGACCAUUGCGAUAGCCCUUAAUUGCGGUCUCCAGCAGCCACUGGAGGAGUUCCUUGCUUGUGGACCUCGCUGGCUGACCUUCCAAUAUUUUGAGACAUUCAAUGAGGUUCUGUCGCACAUUCAUGUUAAUUGGCAGGAUACGCUGCCACUAUUAUUUGCCGCCUUGAAGGCAGCCGGUCGCGCAAUUGUCAAUCACAAUUUGCCCGAAGAAAAUAAGCGACUGCUGCGUCAGAUGGCGAGCAUGCUGCAGCGUCAUCUCUUGGACUCUGACAGGCGUCUCAAGACUCUGCCGCGUGCAUCCACUCGUAGGAUUUACCUGGCCAAGGUUAUGGAACAGCUGCUGGAAGUCCUUUUGGAUACUCUUAAUGAUCCACAGAAGCGCGAGAAGCCGAAGUGCUUCGCCAUCUACAGCCAAAUGAGCGUAGAUAUCAGUGCCAGCUACUCAAAUGAUCACGUAACUGAUUUGCGACUCUUCGCCCUAAUACUACUGGACUCUCUGCAGCGUAUUUUUCAUCUCAUUAGCGUCGACACGUUUAUGCACUGGCUUGAGAUGCCAUCACCUCGUUUGCUUUAUAGUUACCAGGAGCUAAUUUGCAGCCAGACGGCAGAAUUGCUAAAACUUGUCCAAUCGGAUGAGGAGCUCAAGCAGCAUUCGGUCUGCAAGCAGAUGCAAGGCUUUGCGGAGGCAGCAAAAACUUUAGAGCAACGCAUUGCUGAGCUAACGAUCGGAGAAUUGUUGGCCUUUCUCGAUGGCGAUCUAGGCGAUCAGGUCACCAAUGAGCAGGCGCUCGCCGGUCUGGACAAUCUUUUUAGCCGCUUUAUAGCCUUUGGCAACGAUGAGUGCCUGGAAACUAUGGCAAAUCAUUUACAUUUGCUCACCAAGAAGCAUGCCCAGAUAAUAAUCAAUUACUUGGGUCAGGUGGUGCUGUCAAAAAUGGUGGCCGAGGACGAGGGCAUAUCCGUUACGGAAGUAAAUCAUGAGGACGACGAGGAUAACGAGCAGGAUGAGAUCUUGUCCAACGAAGAGGAGGAAGACGAAGGUCUGCUAAAUAUGGUACUGCGUCCCUUAUUUAUGCAAUUAAAUGUUAACGAUAAGAUCGAAGUACUGCUAUUGCGCGAUGAGCAAAACGUUACCAAAGGUUUUAACUUUGAGGCACCCGAUCACCGGGAGCGUCGCAUACGCUUCUUUAAUCGUUUGGAUAUUAACAAGAGCUUCCCGAUGGACGAAUUUCUUGUACUGUGUUAUGAGAACGCAAAUAAGACUUGGAUUGAUUUCUCCCGCCUGGCCGUGACGCAUACUCGCUUCACGCGUCUAUUCUGGCGCUUGGCUGCUCAGUUUUGCCCCAAGCUUACUGCCUUUCAUAUUUCCGCUUGUGCCGAUGAUUUCUUGAUGGACGAGAUACUGCUGCAAAAGCCGAAUGCCUUGCGGUUUCUACUCUACUUAUAUGGCCAGCGACAGAUCCUCAACGGCUUGUACAUAUCAUCGCGACACAUGCGCAUUAGCUUGAAAGACGGACGCUGUCCCUACGGAAAAGAGCAGCUUAAGCAGACGCAGAAUCAGUUCCUAGAGGCAUGUGCAAACGGCUUGGCUAAGUUUAGAAAGUUCAGGGACUUCCCUAGCCUGCAGAUAAUCUUUCGACUGCUCUUGAUGAUUACUGUGAGCGAGAAGCACCUAAUCUUCCAAGGCGCCCGACAGUUAACAACACUCGAAAAGGAGCAACCGAAAUCGGAGGCUGGAGACGAUGCAGACGAUGUCAAGAUGGCGAGGCACUACACAAAUAUGCAUGCCUGUUUGCCAGAGUGGCGUUUGAAUCACUGGUCGCUAAUCUCACAGGUUAUUAAGACCAUUGAUGCUUUACGCUGGGACUUGGCCACCUUUGAAGAGGUCCGCGUCAAUACUUUAGAAAUGGCGGUUCAGUAUUGGGGUCACGGUCUGUCCCAUCUGAUGUUCCUAAACGGGGAAUUCCGCAAAAGAGUUUUGAAUCUAGUCAGCAAGUUGACGCACAAGGACUUUUGGAUCGUCCACCUGACUGAAGAUAGCUCCAAUAACACCCGGUGUGUUCUCAGAUUGCUGACUCAGUCAACUGCAUCGGAGGCUACCAAACUCUUCACCAAGGUCCUGAAUAACCACACCGAUUGCGCUGUUGUGGGCGAACUAAGCGAUGCGGUGGUGAAGGUGAACAGGGAGUCCGCUUUCAGGGCCUUUAAAUACCUUUUUCGACAAUAUUUGAUAGCCUUCCGGAACCACACCAGAAUCGAUAAGACGUGCACGAAGCGCCAGCAUUGGGAUCAUUUGAUGGCAGUUGUGGCCAAAGCUCCAUUCUGCAUUCGCAACGAGAUUACGGAGCAAGCUAGUGCGUUCGCUGUGAGAUUCGACAUCGAUAUCCAGACACAGCAGAGGACCAAGUCUUUGAUUGAUAAGGAGAUGCCUUAAAAGAUUCAUCUUCUUAGGCUAAGUCGAAACCGCGUCGCUUAUUUAACAUUUAAAAUAAUUUUGUGGAAGGAUUGAAUGUAUGUAUCUUACAUUCCUGAUUCUUGAACAUCAUAAUAAUUUGAUAUCAAAUUAUUUUACAACUUUGUAUGUCCUUCAAAAGGACGACUUUAUGUACAGAACAUAUGUAAUAAUACAACGAAAAUUCGUUGCCCAUUGAAUAAAUGCUUUGGUAACCAGG
Drosophila erecta is the source of this 3206-nucleotide messenger RNA. RefSeq lists its product as uncharacterized. The transcript has 3 exons. The record is from RefSeq and is a predicted model, not a curated record. Bases 158 to 2968 code for a protein of 936 amino acids. Lineage: Eukaryota; Metazoa; Arthropoda; Insecta; Diptera; Drosophilidae.